This is a messenger RNA of Candidozyma haemuli, 1056 nucleotides long. RefSeq lists its product as uncharacterized. Gene Ontology annotation, biological process: mitotic spindle organization. Gene Ontology annotation, cellular component: cytoplasm; dynactin complex. The record is from RefSeq and is a predicted model, not a curated record. The coding region runs from base 1 to 1056 and encodes 351 amino acids. The transcript has a single exon. NCBI's taxonomy places the organism in Eukaryota, Fungi, Ascomycota, Pichiomycetes, Serinales, Metschnikowiaceae.
AUGGGUUCAGACGCUUCGCCAGACCUAGACCACGGACCGGAGGUUUUCGAAACCAGCGAUGUCGAAAGCGAAGCAGGCCUUGAUCUUCAAGAAGAACAGAAUGAAAGCAUUGCACGUGACCCUCUAGCUCUGGCUCAAGACGCUGCUGCAAGCUAUGAAUCUUCAGCGAUCAACGAUGAGUUGACGUUGGCAGACUUCCUGGGGACGGUUUCACGGCGCCUAGGGCAAAGUGGGUACAGUGUGGAACGAGCUGGAGAGUCUCGGCGUCAAAAAUUGAGCAGAAUAGCUUUGGAACUCGAGGAGUUACUGAAGGAAGAGGGAGAUCUGGAGAUUGAAGAAUUGGGUAAGCAAUUGGAGGUUUUGACGAGUAAAGACCGCGUUGACCCUGAGCUUGACCUUGGAAUAAGUGGCGUUUUUAAGGAUAUUGACGCUGCUUUGAAAGUGAAGGAGAACGUUGAACCUACAGCUGGAGAUGAGGUGCUUCGGCUUGAAAAGAGGAUUGCAGAGCUUGAAGAUCUCGUGGGAACGACAGAAGAGCCUCCUUCGAGUCUACGGAACGCUUUGAAUAACGCGUCACGCAAGGUUUCGGUGUUGUACGAUCACGAAAGUGAAUUAAGUGCUGUAAAGGCAGAAAUCAAGCUGCUUAAUAAGGAAAUGGAGCUUUUGGCUACGAAUAGACGAAUGGCACAGGUUGCCAGUGGGAGUAAAGAACCAGUUUCGGUGCAGAUCAGCUUUGAACAUAAGGUUUCGUCGUUAUAUGACCGUUUGGCUGAGUUCGACAGGGCCAACACCACAGUACCACUUAUAUUAACAAGACUUCGAUCUUUGAAUCGCGUCCAUGCCGAAAGUGGACAUGCAAUUGAGUGUGUUUCGAACCUAGAUAAGACCUUGGCUGAGUUGGCGCAGGAUAUGAAGAAAUGGGAUGAGUCGAUAGAUAAGAUCGAUAAGAGUAUCAAUGAGCAGAGUGAAGCGUUUGGCAGGAACUCAGAGGUGUUCCAAAAGAAGAUGAAUGCUGUUCUUGAGCGUAUAGAGAAGUUGGAGGGCCAGGGAAGCUGA